Messenger RNA from Opisthocomus hoazin, 381 nucleotides. The record is from RefSeq and is a predicted model, not a curated record. Lineage: Eukaryota; Metazoa; Chordata; Aves; Opisthocomiformes; Opisthocomidae.
AUGCCCGCGUACGUUAAGAAGAAUCCCGUGUGCUGUGUUUGUGCUGAGGACCUCAGCUUCCCUGUUGCUCGGGCAAAACUCUCUCGUGCUGCAGUGCGAGAACACAGACGCGUUUCAGAGCCCACCAUGAAGAGACUGCUGGUGCUUUGCGACUGCCUCUGGGCCUGGGGCCUCCUGCUGCACGCGCUGACGGAAAGAAGCUACGGCCAAACCUCGUCACAAGAUGAACUCAAAGACAACACCACCGUGUUUACCCGAAUAUUGGAUCGUCUGCUGGAUGGGUACGAUAACCGCUUGCGACCAGGACUGGGAGAGCGCGUAACCGAGGUGAAGACUGACAUCUUCGUCACCAGUUUUGGGCCUGUUUCAGACCACGAUAUG